This is a messenger RNA of Panicum hallii, 887 nucleotides long. RefSeq lists its product as uncharacterized. Gene Ontology annotation, cellular component: chloroplast. Lineage: Eukaryota; Viridiplantae; Streptophyta; Magnoliopsida; Poales; Poaceae. Bases 155 to 742 code for a protein of 195 amino acids. The transcript is spliced from 4 exons. The record is from RefSeq and is a predicted model, not a curated record.
GAAAAAACGCACCCUAUCCAAAAGGAAACGGCUAGGAAAUCCUCAUCUUCCCACAAACGAGUCGGCCAAGCGAACAAAGAGUAAGGGAGGACUGAAACUGAAGCAGCCAAAUUGAGAUAAGAGGCAGAGGAGGAAGGAGCGCGCUCUGGACAAGAUGAUGUCGCCGGCGUCCACCCACCUGCUCCCCUCCGCCGCCGCGGUAUCCCUUCUCCCUCACCGCGUCUCCCUUCAGCUCUCCUGCGCCACUGGGUGGAGGAGCAGAAGCCGCCGCCUGGCGGUGGUGCGCGCGGCCACGGCGGAGGCGGCGGCGCCCGCCUACACCUCCGACUCCCUCAUCCUCUACUUCAAGGCGGAGGGCACCAUGGAAGAGAGGGCCAUUCCCAAGAUCACUGAAACACUCGAGGCUAUGGAGGGGGUCAAGGACCUUGAGGUGCUCAUGGAAGAAGGCAUUGCAAGUGUUGUGUUAACAAAGGAGACAACAGUACAAGCUACCGGAGUGGCCUCGAACCUAGUGGAAGCCAUCCAGGGAGCUGGGUUCAAGCUGCAAACACUAAGCCUCAGCUUCGAUGAUUUCGAUGAGGCAAAAACGGGAGUUGGAGGUGGCGUUCAACCCAGCGACUUUUGGGCCCGGCCCGAACAGCCUGCGCUUCCUAUCCUUUCGGGUUGUUGGCAUAAAUUGGAAUACCUUAUGUUUGGCACUGGACCUUGGCCUGUUUUAAAUUACAGAGUAUAUACCCACUAGUGCUGAAAGUUCUCUAUUUGUGUCCGUCUGUGAAUGGCCCAAACAGCCUCACAUCCUUUCGGGUCGCGGAUUACUCCUAGAUCCACAUUGGACCUUGGCCUGUUUAAAUUAUAGAGUGAGUAUCAACUAAUGCUGAAAAUUUUCC